Messenger RNA from Syngnathus acus (greater pipefish), 1687 nucleotides. Its product is annotated as phospholipase ABHD3-like. Bases 207 to 1415 code for a protein of 402 amino acids. The transcript has 10 exons. Gene Ontology annotation, molecular function: acetylesterase activity; monoacylglycerol lipase activity. Gene Ontology annotation, biological process: medium-chain fatty acid catabolic process; medium-chain fatty acid biosynthetic process. NCBI's taxonomy places the organism in Eukaryota, Metazoa, Chordata, Actinopteri, Syngnathiformes, Syngnathidae. The record is from RefSeq and is a predicted model, not a curated record.
AACCGGAAGUGAAACAGUCCGUUCUGUUGCCUGCGGGCAGGGGCGUUAUCGUAAAUGAUUAACGGGCCGUGCCGAGCCGAGCCGGGUUAUCGGCUUUGUGUUCUCAUGUGUCGCUUAACUGCUCAUUGACAUUGAACGCCGGUUUCUGGCGAACGGUAGCUGCCUUUUUUGUUUGUUUUCAUUUGAGUUCGACUGAAGUCAGCGCCAUGUCAUUGUCGCUCCUGGACCUGUGGACGGUCCGUUGGGAGUUGGUCUCCAGGGUUGACACCGUGCUGUUGUGCUCCCUCACGGCUGCCUUCUGCUACUUGUGGGGCCGCAAGAGUCAGAGGCCAUUGGUGGUGUGCGGCGAGAAGUUUGGUGACUUCCUCCAGGAGCGCUGUCCCGCGUUGAGCGAGAUCUUCAGGCCGACACCGUGGUGCUGGGGAGGCCGCCUACAAACCGUGCUGUGUUUCCUCAUCAAGUCCAGACCGCACGUUGAGUAUCGCAACGAGCGCAUCCGGACGGCCGACGGCGGUCAGAUCUCGCUGGACUGGGAGGACAACGACGGCAGUGCCGCCUACCCGCAAGCGUCCACGCGGCCCACCGUCCUCAUCCUGCCGGGCUUGACGGGCAACAGCCGACAGUCGUACGUGUUGCACGCCGUCAGGCAGGCCGCCGCCCACGGCUACAGAUGUGUGGUCUUCAACAACAGAGGCUUUGGAGGAGAAGAGCUACUCACACCGCUCACGUUCUGCGCGGCUAACACGUCCGAUCUGGAGCUGGUGAUCCAGCACGUGAAGAGCCUCUACCCGCAAGCCCCUGUUUUUGGCCUUGGCGUCUCCUUAGGAGGCAUGCUGCUGCUCAACUACCUCGGCCGCAAGGGCGGCCAGUCGGGCUUGGUGGCCGGCCUGACCGUCUCCGUCCCCUGGGACGCCUUCAAGUCGGCGCAAAGCAUGGAGGCGGUGCUCAACUGGCUGCUCUUCAACAAGCACCUCACGCGAGGACUGUGCGCCGCCGUCCGCAGGCACAGGAAGAUGCUGGAGAAGGUGGUGGACAUCGAUCACGUCCUCAAGGCGCGCAGCAUCCGCGAAUUUGACGAGCGCUUCACGGCGCCGCUGUUUGGCUACGCCUCGUGCGCCGAGUACUACCGCCACGCCAGCCCCGACUGGAAGCUCCCGCAGACGGCCGUGCCCGUCAUGUGCCUCAAUGCCGCCGACGACCCCUUCUCCCCGCAACACGCCUUCCCGUUGAGCCUAGCCAAGGAGCUGCCCAACGUGGCGCUGGUGGUCACGUCGCACGGCGGCCACAUUGCCUUCCUGGAGGGUUUGUUCCCACGCGCCGUGGGCUACAUGGAGCGCCUCUUCAGCCAGUUUGUCCGAGCCGUCCUGGAACACCCGCUGGAUGUCCGCAAAGCCUGCGGCCUGGCGCCCAGCUGAAUGAAUGUACAUGCCAAGAACACAAAACAAAACACGCAACACUUCGAACAAAUACACCUCUGCGCAAAUGUCCAUCUACCUCGUAAGCUCGCCGUCACGAUUCAGGAUGCUGACUGUCAAUCAAAUCAAAUGACAUCAUUCUUGUCAUUAGUCGUCCCACUCGCAAAUAGAAUGCAAAGAAAAGACACUUUUAAAUAUGCUUUUUUUUUCCAUUGAUGUUUUUCUCUGAGCCACUGAAGUUAAUCACCUAAAUUAAACACAAAUUGGCUGCU